Messenger RNA from Pomacea canaliculata, 3045 nucleotides. RefSeq names its product E3 ubiquitin-protein ligase TRIM33-like. The record is from RefSeq and is a predicted model, not a curated record. The transcript has 7 exons. The coding region runs from base 641 to 2242 and encodes 533 amino acids. Gene Ontology annotation, molecular function: zinc ion binding. NCBI's taxonomy places the organism in Eukaryota, Metazoa, Mollusca, Gastropoda, Architaenioglossa, Ampullariidae.
AAUUCCCGCAUGAGCAGAUGGACUUUGUCUAUCACGUGACCAGUGUUCAUGUCGCCCGCCCGGUCGUAACAACAGUGAAACAGUGUCAGGGACAAGGUUUCUGGACUCCCGAGUCUCCGGUUUUCUGUCAGCACUACUCAAGCGUGACGUAGCCUGCUACACUGAAAGACUACAAGUAAUAGAAACACGUUGAUGUCGCUUGAUGUGUGAACAUUUGCCAGACUUCGUCAGUGUUUGUUUUAAGCCGCUAUCAGCAGGAGCUGCUAUCACUCACAAUAGGCAAGUGUGUCACUGUCACUGCCAUCUCUAUCUAGAUGAUCCCCUAGCGUUGCCGGGCAAGUGAUGACUGAGUCCUAGCAGAAGAACAGGGUGGCUACAUUUGAAAAUGUUUCAAAGCACUUUGGUUUAUUAAAUAGGUUAAGAAUAGGUUAAAAUAAAAUAUUAAAUUUUUUAUAAUUUACGUAGGGUAUGCACGCAUGUGUGUACAUGUGUAUAACUGUGCGGGCACGUGAAUGCAAGCAAUAUGUCAUAAAGAGUGGUGUGACUAAGAGAGCGACAGUUCUAAAACAGAGGAGCGGCGAUUUGUGGAAAAAACAUGGCAUGACACUAUGCCCUACUCAUAUGAAACCGGUCUUUCACUAUGGCAGCAGUAGUUCAGACACACGAACGAGAGUGUGCCGUGUGUACGAAUGAUUUCAACACACCAAAGAUUUUACCCUGUGGUCAUCUCCUGUGUCGACAAUGUGUCAUUUCAUGGAUUAAAUCAAAAUCUGACCCCGGUUGCCCUCUGUGCACAUGUCCUAUAAUAGAUAACGAAGAUAAUUCAUCUCAAAGUUCAGCUAAUGUUGUCGACGCCCUGCCUACAGACAAUGUGAUGGAAGCGAUAGUAGAAAAUGCGAGUAUACUGGUGAAGAGUGACAUGUGCACUGUAUGUGAUGACGUCACAGCUGAAUACAUCUGUAUGCAGUGUUUUGAAAAGAUGUGUCCAUCGUGUAUGAAGAUACACAGGAAGAUGGUAGUGAGCCGCAGUCACGAUGUGGAGAGUGUCAGCACUGUGACACCUGAACGUCUGGCUGCCAGCCGCCCUGCACUGUGUGCUGACCACGUCACAGAGAAGGCGGAGUUUGUUUGUGUUGAUCACAACCUUGCUAUCUGCACGCCAUGUUUUUCUAACAAACACAGGGCCUGCCUAGAUGUCAAGUCUCUGGAUGAGAAAAUGAAGUCAGCUGAAGACGCAAUAGGUUCAUUGAAAGAAAAGUUGAUUAAAGCAGAGGGCAAACUGAAGCAAGCAAUACACAACCUAAAUGUGCGCGUGCAAACAGCGGAUGUCACUGAACAACAAAACAUGGCGCUGGUGGACAAGACAUGUGACCGACUUCAGUCGAUGGUGGACGACUGUCGGAAAGAACUGAAGAAACUAAUUAGUGAUUCUGUGUCAAAGUUCAAGAAAUCCUUGUGUGAUGUCCAAAGCGAGCUGGACAAACGUUUAGGGAAAGUGACAUCACACAAACAUCUCGUGACGCGAGCCACAACAGUCAGACCGCGUCCCGCGCUGAUACACGCAGCCCAGACUCUGACAGACAGGGUCAACAGCCUUGACCUCAGUGAUAAAGUGGAAGCAGAGCUUUUGGUGACUCCAUCGUCAGAAAUAACGAAAUAUUGUGACGAUGUGGAGAGAGAUAUAGGCGAUGAGCUAAUGAGCAUCCGAGAGAUUGUUGUUGUAGAAAAACCAGUCCUUGUGUUCCAUGAAAACUGCGGAACCAACAUUCGUCUGACCAACUUCAGAAAGACCGCACGGAAGGUUGAGCCUGACAAGUACAGCGACGGUGUGAUCGUGUCACGUGACGCCAUGGCUGUGAACGUCUUGUAUGAAGUCAGAAUAGACGAAAUAAAUACGUCAGCUGGAAGCAAUUUAUUGUUUGGUGUGAUGGGCGUCCCUCCUACACAGCUCACUCUGCCCUCGUGGUCUUUUAACCUGAAAGAUUCCGUCUUUAUUUGGCAAAAUGGAGUGCGCUACAAGGGUAUCGUUAUCAGGUCUAAUGUCGUUAAAGCUCUCAAACUCCUCAAAGUCGGGAGUCGUGUUGGACUGUUGGUGGACUCAUCAAACGACCUUCACUUUUACGCCGAUGGACAGGACCAGGGUGUUGCAGCAAAAAAUGUUCCUCAGCCCUGCUUCGCCCUCUUUGAGCUUUGCUACAAUGUUAGUCAGGUGACAGCCCUUCCCACUUCCAGGAGGACAUGAAGGACAUGUGAUAAUAAACAGAGAGAGACAAUAACAACAGCGAUAACACAUAUGUUAUCUACGACGACAUCGAAUCUGGCAAUGAUUUUAUUAGUUAACUCUACCUUGUGCUGCUGUUUGUUAAAUAAUUGAUGUAAAGAAAUUGUAAAAACAAAUAACGCAAAUUGAUGUAUUGCUCUGUACACUACCUAAUCGAAUAAAACAAUAAACUUUGUGUUAGCUGAUAUACCGUGCACAUUUUCUUAAUUUUGUUUUUGUUUUUUUAUUGUGUGACUCGCUAUAACAAGAAAAGUCAUGCUACAUUUACAGGACUUUAUCAUAGGUAGAGACUAUUUACAUUUGUGUUCUUCAACCUGUUGUUUGUCAUGUACUUUUAGAAUACUUUGUUCAAUUGAAAUAUCUUAUGUAUUCAUUAAGUUUUAAUUUACCAGGUCAUACGCCAUUUGUUGUGUGGUUAUUUUUUUUUCUAUACCUGCAGACUAUAUUUUGUACUUUUGUUUCAAUGAGAUCUUGAGCCCAUGUUGAUGAAAACAUAUGAACAGUUUAUAACAACAUCGUCGUGCAUGCUAACAGACGACUUUUUAAUGUACAGUUGUGUAAGUGUCAAAGUAUGGAAGUUCUUAAGCUUUUGGACUUUGGAGACUCGUUGUAACAGUGUAAACCCUGUCUAACCAUUUUCUGUGUUACGGACAUUGAUGAGUAAAUUCUUUCAUCAGUUCCAUUAUGUCCUCUUCCUUGCUCAAUUGUCUUUUCUAUCUAAUGGACUUAAGAACAUAAAUUAAUCAAUAAACAAUAAAUGUGAA